Messenger RNA from Phodopus roborovskii (desert hamster), 2355 nucleotides. RefSeq names its product MAP7 domain containing 2 (gene Map7d2). Bases 30 to 2213 code for a protein of 727 amino acids. The record is from RefSeq and is a predicted model, not a curated record. Gene Ontology annotation, cellular component: microtubule cytoskeleton. The transcript has 16 exons. Gene Ontology annotation, biological process: microtubule cytoskeleton organization. Lineage: Eukaryota; Metazoa; Chordata; Mammalia; Rodentia; Cricetidae.
CUGAAAAUCAUGUUUUCUAUCUUAUAGGCAUGGAUGGAUUUUUAAAAUCAGAUGAGAGACAAAGAUUGGCCAAAGAGAGACGAGAAGAAAGAGAAAAGUGUCUGGCUGCCCGGGAACAGCAGAUCUUAGAGAAACAGAAAAGAGCCAAACUUCAGUAUGAAAAACAAAUUGAGGAGCGAUGGAGAAAACUUGAGGAGCAGCGUCAGCGGGAGGAUCAGAAGAGGGCUGCGGUGGAAGAGAAGAGGAAGCAGAAGCUCCGAGAGGAAGAGGAACGUCUGGAAGCAAUGAUGCGCCGGUCCUUGGAGCGCACACAGCAGUUAGAGCUGAAAAAGAAGUGUUCAUGGGCAGGAUCACCAGCCUCAGGGCCUGGAGGACGUGAUGGUGAAUCAGAAAAUACCCCACCCCUUCCUCUAACUUUAACAGCCAGCACCCUCCCUUCGGACACAGGGACCACUACAGCUGCUGUCGAGUCCACCAACGCAUGUGACAAACUUUCAACAUCAACAAUGAAUUUGCAAAAGCAGACGGAGCCUCCUAUGAGUAAACGCCUGUCUUCAUCCACCGUGGCAAUAUCUUAUUCCCCAGACCGAGUAUUCAAUGCCUGUCCUCAUGUAGCUCUCGGCAGCCCCCUCAAAUCUUCAUACAAGGCUUCUCCAACCCGGACCAUUGAGAGAAAGAAGGGUAUACCUACAUCUGGUGUGGGAGAUGCUGGGAAGGGAGUCGUGACAGGUGCCGAGUCUUCUCAGAUGGAGAAAGUGAAGAAGGGACGGGUGACAACUUCUGUUUCCACUGGGGGUCUUGGGUCCCCACUGAGAAGAUGUGAGCCUCCUGAAGACAUUCCUAAGAGGUCAUCUUCUCCUGUGAAAUCCAAGACAACUUCAAAAGCAUAUCCACAGUCUCCAAAGACAGUGAAGCCCCUGUAUAUAGGGUCUCCUGUGAAGUAUCAUUUUCCUCCCAUUCCCAGUGAAGAAACACUCAAGAAAAAGGCAGAGAAGAAGAGCAAUAAGGAAAAGGAAGGUGUCACUGGUCAGCAGACCACUGGCCUACCCAGAGAAGAAACCCUAGAGAAGCACAUGAUUGACAAGUAUGCCACUGAGAAGCAUGUGGUUGAUAAACAUGCCACUGAGAAGUAUGUAUCUGAUAAGCAUGCUACUGAGAAGCAUUCUACCACAGGAGGGAAGGCUGAACACAGUGCAGGAAAACCCACAGCAGGUACCACUGAUGCAGGGGAGGCUGCAAAGAUCCUAGCUGAAAAGAGACGCCAGGCUCGGUUACAGAAGGAACAAGAGGAACAUAAACGAUUGGAGAAGGAAGAACAGGAGAGGCUGGAAAAAGAGGAAUUGAAAAGAAAGGCAGAAGAGGAAAGGCUGCGCCUAGAGGAAGCCCGUAAGCAAGAAGAGGAAAAGAAGCAACAGGAAGAAGAGAAAAGAAAAGCAGAAGAGGAGGCAAAACAGAAGGCUGAGGAGGAACUAUUGUUAUUGUCAAAAGAGAAGCAAGAAAAGGAGAAACAAGAAAAAGGCAUGAUCAAAAAUCAGAAAGAAGCAACAGAAGCAAAGGCACAGGAGGCAGCUAAACAGAUGCGUUUAGAAAGAGAACAAAUCAUGCUGCAAAUUGAACAAGAACGACUGGAGAGGAAGAAGAGAAUAGAUGAAAUCAUGAAGAGAACAAGGAAGAGUGAUGCAUCUCUAGAAGUGAAGAAGGAAGACCCCAAAGUGGAGAUUGAGCCCAUGGCAGAUGCGGAAAAUAAGAGAAAACCAGUUGUCCCCCAAAAAAUAGAAAUCGAUGGACUGAACAUCUGCCAGGAAAUAAAUAGCUCAGAUCAUGCUGCUCCAGAAAACUUUCCCCAAGACAUUUUCUCUAAUGGCCUUAAACCAGUUGGGGCACCUGUUCAUCUGGAGGGCCUUGAUGGGAAAUCAAACAGUCUUGAUGAUUUAACUGAAGGAGUUCAAUCUAUGGAUGUGAGUCCUGUUUCCAAAGAAGAGCUUAUCUCCAUCCCAGAGUUUUCACCAGUGAGUGAAAUGAUUCCUGAGAUGUCUCUGGACCAAAAUGAAACUGGUAAUGCCCGGGCACUUCAAGAUAUUUUAGAUUUUACUGGGCCACCUAUGUUCCCCAAGAAAUCCAGUGAAAAUCUCAGCAUUGAUGACUGUAACAAAAACCUCAUCGAAGGAUUUAACAGUCCUGGGCAAGAAACUACUCUGAACACCUUCUGUUGACAAAGACAGCAUUCCUUUAAUGAAAGGUGGUGUUUGGAUUACCCAUGAAGCUGUUGGUGUUAAAUCUGAGCUGCUAGCCACCUGAAGAAGCUUCUUUCGCCCUUAACCGCUGGAUUCCAAAUUACUACAUCAGAAUGUAACU